AUGAUCUCCCAAUACCCUCUGGCCACCCUGCUGCCCUGGCCCACGAGUCCCAGCUACCACUGCCCAGACCUGGACUGCUCCUUGCUGCUGGAGGGGGAAGGAGGUGUCGCCCUGCAGAGGUACCAACCUCGUUCCCCGGAGAGCAGCCCCCGCCACUGGAGCUCAGUGCAGGACUGGGGGGAGGAAGUCGAGGAAGGAGCCAUCUACAACGUGACACUGAAGAGGGUUCAGAUUCAGCAGGCCGCCAACAAGGGAGCAAGAUGGCUAGGGGCGGAAGGCGAUCGUCUACCUCCCGGCCACACAGUGAGCCAGCUGGAGACAUGCAAAAUCCGAAGUAUCCGCGCUGGAACACUGGAGCGUCUGGUGGAGACGUUAUUGACAGCGUUCGGAGACAACGACCUCACCUACACCUCCAUCUUCCUGUCCACCUACAGAGCCUUCACCAGCACACAGACUGUACUGCAGCUACUGCUAGACAGGUACGGAAGUGUGGAAGAAAAUGAGCAAGACACAGGCAGAUGCAAAGGCUCUGAAAGCAAUGGAGCCAUCAGAAGUGCCUUGGCCUCUAUCCUGCGUGCCUGGCUGGACCAGUGUCCUGAAGAUUUCCAGGAGCCGCCUGACUACCCCUGUCUCCACAGGCUGAUGGACUACCUGCGCAAAGCCCUGCCAGGCUCAGAGACUCUUAGACGGGCAGAGAGUCUGCUGGAGCAGCUGCAGAGUCAGGCUGGCAUGGACGACACUGAUGCUGGUUUCCACGGCAACAGUUCUUUCUGCCUGGGGGAAGAGGAGGAAGUGGAGAUCGAGGUCCAGGAGGACUUCCUGUCGUUUGAGGCCGACCUGGUGGCGGAGCAGCUGACCUACAUGGAUGCACUGCUGUUCAAAAAGGUUGUACCCCACCACUGCCUGGGCUCUAUCUGGUCUCAGAGGGAUAAGAAACACAACAAGCACAGCGCCCCCACCAUUCGUGCAACCAUCACGCAGUUUAAUGCUGUGGCAGCCUGUGUGGUCAGCACAGUGCUGAAACACAGACAGAUCAGGCCACAUGUGAGAGCGCGGGUCAUCCAGCGCUGGAUAGACAUCGCUCAGGAGUGUCGAAUACGCAAAAACUUCUCAUCUCUACGAGCCAUUGUAUCUGCACUGCAGUCCAACCCUUUGUACAGGCUGAAAAGGGCAUGGGCCUGUGUGCACAAAGACAGCAUGCAGACAUUUGAGGAACUAUCGGACAUUUUCUCCGAUCACAACAACUACCUGACCAGCAGAGAGCUCCUCAUGAGGGAAGGCACUUCAAAGUUUGCCAGUCUGGAGAGCUGUGCCAAGGAGCACCAGAAACGCACCCACAAGAGACUCCAGCUGCAGAAGGAAAUGGGAGCCAUGCAAGGAACGAUACCGUACUUGGGGACCUUUCUAACCGACCUAACCAUGCUGGAUACGGCCCUUCCCGACCUAGUAGAGGGUGGUCUGAACAACUUUGAGAAGAGACGCAGGGAGUUUGAGGUGAUCGCUCAGAUCAAGCUGCUCCAGUCGGCCUGCAACAGCUACUGUCUGACUCCAGAGCCGUCUUUCCUCCGCUGGUUUAAGAGCCAGCUUCAGCUCAGCGAGGAGGAAAGCUACGCCUUGUCCUGUGAGAUUGAAGGUCUGGGUGACAGCAGUCCAACCUCACCCAAGCCUCGAAAAAGCAUGGUGAAGAGACUCAGCCUGCUGUUUCUUGGACCAGACAGUAAUUCAGCCAGUUCUCCAGUCAGAGAGACGCCACGCUCGCCUCCUACUGGCAGCUCAGGGGAGAGCAUGGACUCAGUCAGUGUGUCCUCCAGCGACUCCAGCAGCCCGUCAGACAAUGAAGGCCUCACCCCCACACACACCUCUGACUCCCAGCACAACAAGCUAUCAGAAUCCUCCUCUUGUAAUUCACUCCACUCCAUGGACACCAGCUCGUCGACAGCCAGCGUCACCAUGACUCCUGCGUCUCCCUCACUCCCAGGGCCCCCCUGCACCCACAGACGCUCCGUCUCCCUCACACCCUUGUCCCCCUGCUCCCCAAGUCAAACCCCGGCGUAUAACACCCAGGCCCAAGAUGCAUGCAUCAUAAGAGUGAGCCUGGAGGACGGCAAUGGGAACCUCUACAAGAGCAUAUUGCUGACCAAUCAAGACAAGACUCCAGCUGUAAUUUCCAGAGCCAUGGCGAAGCACAACCUGGAGGUGGAGCCAGAGGAGGGAUACGAGCUGGUACAAGUCAUCUCUGAGGACAGAGAACUGGUGAUUCCAGACAACGCCAACGUCUUUUACGCCAUGAACACCUCCGCCAACUUUGACUUCCUGCUGCGGGUGCGAGGCUCAGCAGGUCGGCCAGUCCAGCUGCGAAGCCGCUGUAGCUCAACACUCCCCCGGGCCCAGCACCGCUCCAGCUUGUCACUCAGACUCAGCAAGGUCACGCUGUGACCCUGGACUGCAUGGACUCGGCGGUUGGCCCUUACACCACUAAUCCAGGAUGAUACAGGGCACGGACUUGAUGUGAACUGUUGGGUUUUAGGUGAAGAGGCUGAUGGGAUACAUGGAUGAGAAGCUCUGGAGGAUUCAAGGAGGAACAGAUGGAGUUUACAGACUCUUAAAGAGCUCCACUUUGACUCUUAUCUUGCCGGCUCUCACCCUGAACUUUGCCAUCUCUUCUCGCCCUUUGCCCAGCCUUAAUAUGGAACAUGGAUGUGUAGCGUGACUGCUGUGCCAGUGACUUACGACGAGUGAUGCCUGUGACUGAGUGACACAGUGACCCCUAGUGGCAUCCACUCUUUACAACAAUGAGUUUUUGCACAUAUAAUGGGAGCAGCCAAACUCCUGACCUCCAACAGUAUUCUGAUAUUGAAUGAACUUUGUUUUGUCCUGUGAUGUCUGUGUAGCUGAAUAUUUACUUCUCUGGUAUAAGAAGUGUAAUGAAUGCAGAAAGAGGAGACGGAUGGUGGAACAGAAGGAGAAGUGGACUGAGUGUCCGGUCCUGUUGCCUUUAUUGAUGAAUGAAUGGACUUCUGAUAGUAUUCUGAAUGAUAUUAAUGAAUUAAUUAAUUGACAGGAGCUGUGAUGUCAUGAAUUUUCCUAGCCGGGCAUGUUUACCUGCCAUGUCCGGCUCGUGCACAGUGUGCACUGUGUGUUCAGCCCCUCUCAUAUUGUGAGCUGUGUGACGAAUGCAGUGUUUAGUGCAUUCUGAUUGGUUCCAUUACUUGGUUUUAACAAGUCCUUGGCAACUAUUGUAAUGGCCUUACCUGCCCUGUAUUUAAGGUGUAGACAUGAAAUUUGUGCUGCUUUCUAAUCCAGAAAGACGGUCCCUCGCAUCCUCACAUAUUCUUGUCCUUGUUUGUAAGCCGAUAGCAGAUGUACAAGAUCAGAGAGGAGGAGAGAAGUGACUUCCUGGAGUGGAAAACACCAUGCGAAGUGUCUCAAACUGAUGCAUACUUGUACCUCUUUGCCCUUCAUUAUAUGAACUAUAGAGUUGCACUUGUCAGUUGGUAGGAGAGGCCAAUGGGAUGUGAAUAUAGAAGAGUGAAUGAGCCGCUCUGUAAGUGGUUCUCUCCCUCUUCGCUAAAUGAAUUACUAUUUUUGUUUGUAAUUGUUGUUUUUAUAUGUUUUUGUAACACAAUUCAGGCCAGAAAUGUUUUGCCGGAUUGGAGAGUGAUGAAGUAAAUGUUAACAAAUUCAAAGUGUCAUAAAAAAAAAAAAAAGAAAAAAAAAAAAGCCAGUGCCAGAUUUUACUGUGAUACAUGUGGACAUCUUUACUGAGGGACACUUCACUUCAUGACAGACACAAAAGCCAAACACUUCUCCUCACAGUAAACACCCAUUUGUCUCUGCUCACAGUUUCACAGCAGCAUCACCAACACUUCUCACCUGUCAUAUUUCAUCGACCCAUUUGCAGAUAAACACUCACACUCAUUUUUUUUCUCUUUUAAGUGUUAGCCCGCUCCUGCAGAUCUUACACAGCUCAUGCUAUCGUGCCAAUUUGUUCAACCAGUUAAUGUUCUUUGGUUUAUAUUUCAUUCCCUCUGGGAGAACUGGUUCAGUGUUGGACUUGUGUUAAUGGCCCAGUUGGCCCAAUCCUUUGUCUCCAUGCAGCACUUCACUUUGAAAUGUUCUCAUUAAAUCCCCCUCAGUUCCUGUGUUCUUCACUGCCAAAGACUCUUCUUCUACCUGAAUAAAUAAAUUAUUAUCAUUAUUA
Messenger RNA from Epinephelus lanceolatus (giant grouper), 4201 nucleotides. RefSeq names its product ral guanine nucleotide dissociation stimulator-like 1 (gene rgl1). Lineage: Eukaryota; Metazoa; Chordata; Actinopteri; Perciformes; Serranidae. Gene Ontology annotation, cellular component: plasma membrane. Gene Ontology annotation, biological process: Ras protein signal transduction. Gene Ontology annotation, molecular function: guanyl-nucleotide exchange factor activity. The record is from RefSeq and is a predicted model, not a curated record.